Lobosporangium transversale is the source of this 2204-nucleotide messenger RNA. Its product is annotated as P-loop containing nucleoside triphosphate hydrolase protein. Gene Ontology annotation, molecular function: ATP binding; RNA helicase activity; nucleic acid binding. NCBI's taxonomy places the organism in Eukaryota, Fungi, Mortierellomycota, Mortierellomycetes, Mortierellales, Mortierellaceae. The record is from RefSeq and is a predicted model, not a curated record. The transcript is spliced from 4 exons. Gene Ontology annotation, cellular component: nucleolus. Bases 46 to 2193 code for a protein of 715 amino acids.
UUUUUUUUUGGCUUCCUACCUACCUUUUUCAUAUUCCAAACGGCAAUGGCAGACAACGACACCACUGAGUUUAGCGCUGAUAACGUUGAUACAAAUAUUACAUUUGCAGACCUUGGAUUGGACGACAGGCUUCUGCGAGGUCUCGCGAAACUCAACUUUACAAAACCUACACCUGUACAGGCAAAGUCUAUCCCGCUUGCUUUGGCUGGCAAAGAUAUUUUAGCCAAAGCAAGGACAGGAAGCGGAAAAACAGCUGCCUUUAUGCUGCCGCUUAUUCAUAAGAUUUUAGCUGCCAAAGAUGCCUUACCCACCAACUCCCCUGAAACUACUGCAACUCGAGGACUGGUCCUUGUGCCUACUGUUGAAUUAGCAGGACAAGUCACAGCCUUUACCAACAACAUUCUCCUCUUCUGUGGCCGUGCUGUGAAUGUGCUCAACAUUGCUGGAAAACAGAAUGACAAAGUUCAACAGCCUCUAUUGGCGACACAGCCCGAUAUUAUUGUUGCAACACCCUCCAGGAUCCUUGCACAAUUAAAGAUAAAUGCUGUGGAUCUGAAAACACAUUUCCAAACAUUAGUCAUUGACGAGGCAGAUCUAGUCUGCAAUUACGAUUAUCAGGAGGAUGUCAAGGAACUAUUGACGUUCCUUCCAAAGAUUUAUCAGAGUUUUCUUAUGUCAGCUACAUUGGGAGAUGAUGUCGAUUCACUCAAACAAUUGGUUCUACGUUCACCAGCAGUCUUGAAGAUGGAGGACAAAACAAUGGAUUCAUCCUGGGACAAUUUGAAACAACUCUACACGGUCUGCACAGAGACAGACAAAUACUUGAUUCUAUAUGUAUUGUUGAAGCUCAAGUUACUGAAGGGCAAAUGCAUCAUCUUUGUGAAUGACAUUGAACGUUGCUACCGCCUGAAAUUGUUCUUGGAGCAGUUCUCGAUCCCCAGUGUAGUUUUGAACUCGGAACUUCCUUUGAACUCGCGUGUACAUAUCGUGGAAGAAUUCAACAAAGGAAAAUAUGAUUACAUGAUUGCCACGGAUGAGAGUGGACUCAAGGGCGAGAAGGAGGAAGGCGAGAAGGAGGAAGACGAGUCUAUUAAGGUAAUUAAGGAAGGAGAAGAGGAGGAUGGGGAUGAGCAAGAUGAAGGCGAAGACGAUAAAGAGGAGGAGGGAGAAGAAGAUAAUAUUCCAGAAGGUGAGAUUGAGAUGGAAUUAGAUGGACUAGACGGCGAGGAUCUUGAUGGAAGUGAGGAUGAGAUGGAGGUUAUGAUGAGAGCAAGUGAUAAUGAUGAGGAUGAGGAUGAAGCGACUGCGCUUGAAGAAAUGGGUGAAAAGUCAACCACUAGCUCUAAGAAGCGGAAACAACCUGAAGAAGAUGCAAAGUCUGAGUCAACUACAAAUGCUACUGGAUCAACAAAAUCCAAAAAGAAGCUGGGACCCAAGAAGGAUCAGGAAUAUGGUGUCUCGCGCGGUAUUGACUUUGUGAAUGUCGCUGCAGUCGUCAACUUUGAUUUCCCACCAACAGCAAAAUCAUAUACACAUCGUGUGGGACGUACGGCCCGUGGUGGUCAAAUGGGUACUAGCUUGAGCUUUGUAGUCACAGCAGAGCAAAAGGAAAAGGCCCUCAAGGCUAGUCAAAUUGCUGGAGGUGGAGGUUGGGCUCAUUUGCAAGGCAAUGACGAGGCUGUCUUCAAUCGGGUUAUGAAGCAACAAACUGCUGCAGGAUGCAUAAUCAAUCCUUAUACCAUUCCUAUGCAACAGCUUGCAGGCUUUAGGUAUCGUAUGGAUGAUGCCAUGCGCGCUAUCACUAAGAGUUCGAUUCGUGAAGCCCGCUUGAAGGAACUCAAGGCAGAGAUGCUUAAUUCUGAGAAACUUCGAGCUCAUUUUGAAGACAAGCCCAAGGACUUAGAGUUUUUGCGUCAUGACAAGACACUACACCCAACACGGGUACAGCCCCAUAUGAAGCAUGUCCCCGAAUAUAUGAUGCCCAGGGUACAGGCAGUGUCUACAGAAAAGGUUGGAGAGACUUCUCUGGGUCUGGGACCAGUGACAUACAAGAAGAAGCCUCAAAACUCUGUAAGGAAAGCUCGGCAGAACAAGGGCAAGGGUGCUCAUGGAGGUGGUAAAAAGAACGACCCACUCAAGAAGUUCAGUUUUGGAGGUGGAAACAAGAAUGGAAAGAGACAAAAGACUGCAUAGAGAAAACCAAG